This is a messenger RNA of Venturia canescens, 4969 nucleotides long. RefSeq names its product pre-piRNA 3'-exonuclease trimmer-like. The coding region runs from base 108 to 1745 and encodes 545 amino acids. The record is from RefSeq and is a predicted model, not a curated record. Gene Ontology annotation, cellular component: endoplasmic reticulum; cytoplasm. Lineage: Eukaryota; Metazoa; Arthropoda; Insecta; Hymenoptera; Ichneumonidae. Gene Ontology annotation, molecular function: poly(A)-specific ribonuclease activity; RNA binding. Gene Ontology annotation, biological process: nuclear-transcribed mRNA poly(A) tail shortening. The transcript has 12 exons.
GUAUCGCGCGCUGAAAAUCCAAACACUGUUCCACGUGCCACGUGAGUUUUCCACACCCCACGGGCUUGAGAAAGCGGUAUCAGUUUUCAUCAUCAUCGUAAUUCACGAUGAACGUAACGAAUACAAAUUUCGAAGAAGUUUAUCCCAAAAUAAAAAAAUCGUUGGAAAGUGCGACCUUCGUUGCGAUUGACGCUGAGUUUAGCGGUUUGCAAAGCGCUGAUAAGAACAUUUCCUACUUGAACGAGAGUUUAUUCGACUCGCCGAAGGAACGUUAUACCAAAUUAAGGAAAAAUAUCGAACCCUUCAUAGCUAUCCAAUUCGGUUUGACUGCUUUCACAUAUGUCAAACACGAAAACAAAUACAAUGCAGAAUCUUUUGAAUUUUAUCUAAUUCCAAGGCCCCUACCGACGAAAAACAGAACUUUUCUUGUGCAGGCUGUGACCCUGCAAUUCCAUACCUUUUACAAAUUUGAUUUUAACGAGUUAGUUUACAACGCUGUGUCCUACUUGGAUGAGAAUGAAGAGACCGCCUUACGUCGAAGCCUGGAGGACUAUUCUUACGCUUGGGAGGCUUCGGAGUCGGGUGCGGAUGAAGGCAGGAAUCAAAUAGAAGAUUGUUUUAACAGAGUGCAGCAGUGGUUGAAGAGUGAGAGCGAAGCAUUGAGCAUCGAAGCCCCUGACUUUGUUGUAUCUUAUAAAACACAAAAGGAAUUGCGCGCCAGUUUCAAAACUAUAUGGACAGAAUGUUCAGGACCAAACAACUUCUCAGUCAUCAAAGUUUCACCUGAGGUUAGAGAGAGCCUGGAGAAAAAAAAUGUGCCUGACAAACUAAACAAAAAGUUGUUGGAUUAUUAUAUCGGAUUCUCUAAAGUAUUCAAAUUAAUAUCAAGUUUGAAGAAACCCAUCGUCGGACACAAUCUCUUUCUCGAUCUCAUGUUUAUGCACAAGCAAUUUUAUCUACCUCUUCCCGAAAAUUAUGAGACGUUCAAAAAAAACGUAAAUCGACUCUUCCCUCUUGUGUACGACACAAAAUUUUUGAGUUUCGAAAUGAAGAAAAUAUUGGGCGAAACAUCUUGGAAAUCAAACGUGCUCGCCGAAUUGUAUAAUUACUACAAAGACGGUCAGGGUCGUUAUUUGGCCAUGAAUUCUCCGUCUAUCGUUCUUUCGUCAGAUUCAGCGAUUGAUUCAGAUAAAUGCAGAGGAAAGUUCCACAAUGCCGCAUGGGACUCUUACUGCACAGGUUAUUGUUUUAUACGAAUGGCCCACAUUUGCGCUGUCAGAAAGCAAAGCAAGGAUGCUGAUAUGAGAAUAUUGACAAACGCUGAGAUUAUGUCCGGUGUGAUGGAGCGAGCGAAUCGAAUUAAUUUGAUCAGAGCCGAUUUAUCGCACUUGCGGCUGGAUGGUCCGGAUCCUGCGUCGACGAGACCCCGGUGGCUGUUGGUACGAGCCUCGACCAAUGAUUUAACAACUCAGCGGAUCGCUCGAGCCUUUUCACGUUUCGGAGCGGUCGACGUCAAGAGAUUCUCGGGAAAUGAAGUUUUAGUCGCCGUUCCAAAUCACGGGGUAUCAAGAGCAAUACUCAAUAACUACGAGGGAAACGCAGAAUUUCGAGUAGUCCCGUAUAAUCCGUUGAGGCACUCGUCCAGAACGAUCAAGGCCGUCGUGUGGGUCGGAAGCCUAUUCCUCUCUGGCGCUGGCAUCUGUGCCUGGAUCCUUCAUCGCGGCGGUAGUGUUACGAGAGGUUGACGUGCAAAUGCUCCGAUGCACCUGUACCAUAUCCGUGUACAUCCAUACAGAAUAUUAUACACAAUAUUAUCUAUAUUUAACGAUGUACGAUCGAGGCUGCUUUCGAGAUACUCAACGAGCAACAGGAUUUUUUCGCAAGCGUCGAUGUCGUCACAGGUUGUACCGAAACGUCCAACGUCGAGUCGCGCUCGCGCGCCAGUCUGUGACGCCGUUGACAACGAGGACGCGUGCCAGGCUCAGCCCAGCGGGCAAAGCACGGCCAGGCAGCAGGCUGUUGCCUCUCUCUCUCCCCGUCUUUCUUUUUCUCUCAUCUCUUAGCAAUGAUACUGACGAUGCUGCUGUUGCUUCUGCUGCUGUUGCUGCUGCUGCUGCUGCUGCUGCUGCUCCCGGUAUUUCAAAAGUUUUCUCUGGCCGCUAUCCAAGGCCAAAAUCCUCGAAAUAACGCGAGAGCAAUUUGUGUGGGCGAACGAAUGUAUCCGCGGAAGGGAGCGCGGUGUGCGACAAGAGGCCAUAAGCUCAACGAGCACGGAACUCGGUUGUACCCGCGGUAUAUCGUCCUAUGAUGAUCUAUCUCUACGUCUAUGACGUUCGUUCGCACAAAAUACUAUUUGUCACCGCGGAGAUAUUGAAGCGCAUCGUAAUUGAGAAAGAUCCCGCCCAGUGGACCCCUCCAAGAGGAAAAAAGAGAAAGGAAGAUGCCGCUCGAGGAGCACUUGUUGUCCCUUGUCCGAGGACCGAAAUAGAGUACGGGCUUGCAGCUAAACGGCGGGUUUUAGCCUUAGACCCGGCUAACCAAGUCCCAGCUAUAAGGCAGCUACCGAUUUGAAAAUACCUCGGCUUUUGGUCCGAAUGUCGUUUCGAAAUUUGUCGUCGGAAGAGCAGCAGAACAGAGGAGAGCACGCGCGACGAAUCCUCGCUUCCCUCCGUCCUUAAUCGAGACUCGAGGCGUAUACACCUGUCGCGCGUCCGACGCUCGGCUCGUUGAAAUAGACGGACAUCUCUCCCGCCGAUGCCGCUGCCGCUGCCGCUGCCGCCGCCGCCGCAAAACCCUCUCACGCACACUAACUUUAAAAUACGCAACUCCCGCGGUCGUAUUAUCCCCGUAAUCCGUGUAAGUAGUACCAAAUCGUUGCUGGUGCGCGGUUCGUUCUACCAUACGGAGCAUAUAUACUCGUCGUCGUCGCUACUUCGGAAGGUAGCGAGGCUGCUUUUUGAGAGUCUGGGACCAUUCGCGGCCGAUCAUACAGCUCCUCCAACUAUUUUGGUUUUACAAGUUUCGAGAGCCAAAAUAGCAUAGCCUAGCCCCUGGCCUAGAGCGCGCGUAGGCUUUCGUCUCCUCGUAACCCAACGGCAGAGCCAGCCGCCGCGCACUUGAAGAUGAUGCCCCUUUCAAAUUCAUCUUCGUACAGCUUUUGUUGCCCAGCUCUCCGACCUCCGCCCCCGCCCCUUCUUCAACUCGCGCAUUCAUCAAACACGCCAACCAACCAUUUUUUAUUUUUCGUUUGUUGUUGUUGUUGUUCGUUUUUUUACGUUGCUUUCCAUUUAAUUCCGUUCGAUUUGUCUAAUGUAUGUACGCCCAGGAAGAUUAUACCGGGCGACCAACUAGGUUAGAAAAUGCUACAAUACCUCUAUUUUUGUUCCCUUUGGAUCAGCUAUAAGUACAUCGCUUUGGCACGACGACUCAUCCGAGUCUUUGGCUCAAGCUUAUUAAAACUCUCGGCACAUUACGUAACUAAAAUAACAACCCUGCGGAACAAACUUGAUUCCAUACUCAGGAUGAGACGCGUCGACUCGUUCCUCUCUCGCGCUCUCUCUCUUACUGGCAAAUAGUUGUUAUUUGAAUGAAAGGCGAAUAAAGCGAAGGAAAAAAAACGCAUCGAUCGAGCACUGCGACGAAGAGUUUGACAAUUCUGUUUGCGCAAAGAAAAAAGCCGAAAUCCGAGGGAUCAAAGAUGAAGUAAAAAAAAUGCGAUGGAGGAAAUCGAAUUGUUUUAGAUUCGACCUAGCUCCGUAUAUGAAUGUUGUAUCCAAAGUAUUGCGAUAGAAAUUUUUUACCCGACAAGGCCGGUGGUGCAGUAGACCGUUGCGCAAAUUCGUUGUUGAUCGACACCGCGCGCGGCUUUCUAUUUGUAAUAAGCGAGACAGCGCUCGCGCCAAAGAUAUACAACAAGUUCGACUCGACAGGACAUCCAACUGUCGAGAUUCAUCCGUCAUCGUCGCGAUUGCCCGGUAUCCCGUCGUCUCCGCUGGCCGCAGCCUCGCAGCCGCUUCUUCCAACGCUCUCUUUUUUCCCUCGUAUAUAUAGCGAACAACGAACGUGUGGCUGAGAUUUGCGUCGUGAUUUACGGAGAUGCUUCCGGUCUUACGAAUCCUCUCUCGGUGCCGGAAUCGCACUGCGCUUCACGAUUCCCAUGUGAUAUAUUAUUAUGAAUUUAUGGGAGUGUUUAGCAAGUUUCCGGAGUCGUUAGGGGCGGCGAACACGCGCGGGCUCGGAAAUCGCGGCACGAGCGAGCUUGCAGGGUCGUUGGGGAGGUUACGACGCGCCAAGAAAUACGGUUUCGUGCCACAAAACUUUUUCAUUCUCGAAGGUUGACGACGCGCGGAGAGGCGAAUAGAAAAUUAAAAAAAAAACGUCAAAAACCGAUGGCAAAAGAAAAAAUACAGUGAGAAAAAGAGAGAGAGAGAAGGGGACAGCCGGGUGAGGCUGGCGCGCGGCCAGGAACGGGGCGCGCGGCAAGCACGGGCGAACUGCGAACAGCGAGUCUCCCUUGUUCGUGCUCCGUCCACCAGGUAGCGACGUCGAGGGGUAUUUAAACGAAUUUACACCAUGUCCGGUGCCCCGUUUCGCUCACAAUCGCAGUAGCGCCGGUACCCAACCUCGUGUUUCGCCGGAAUCGUUUUUUUUAUUCGACAACGCGUUUACGACACGGCCCGAGCCCUGCUCGCGCGCUCGGCUCGUUCAUCGCGACAAAUCGGACCGAGCAAUCGGCAAUCCAACUGAGCGAUUUACGGCGAGAAUGUACCAAAGGGAGUAGGCACGGCGCAACACCGGGUGUACCAAAUAAUCAUUCUGUUCAAUAUUCACAUAUCCUAAAGCUUUAAAUUUCUGGGCUUUUGUUGUUGUUGUUGUUGUUUUUUUUUUUUUUCUUCAACGAGUGCAACGCCCGUGGAUUUUCCUCCGCGGAACCGUGAAUAUCUCCUAUCGUCGGGAUAUAGCUCGUCUA